Messenger RNA from Dermacentor albipictus, 1765 nucleotides. RefSeq names its product tetratricopeptide repeat protein 36. The record is from RefSeq and is a predicted model, not a curated record. Lineage: Eukaryota; Metazoa; Arthropoda; Arachnida; Ixodida; Ixodidae. Gene Ontology annotation, molecular function: protein binding. Gene Ontology annotation, biological process: cilium assembly.
AAACGCCCCGUCCGGGCUCCUGUGGUCCCGUCCUAGAGAGAUAGCAAGAUGCGAGGAAAAAAAGUUCGUAUUACCAUCCCGACUCGAUAAGCUAGGGAGGAGAAGCGCGAAAAUGCGCCUCGGAGGGGCCGCCAUCUCCAAGACAAGCGAGGGGUUGCUGUAGCGGUCGUCUGACUGGUCUGCUGCUGUCUGUGCCCCGAGGCAGCUCGUGGAGAGCAGACGGCACAAACAAGUCCGCCGUUCGCUUUCGCGCUGGUCGCGCGUUUUCGACACUCGACCGUCCGUCAGCGACGUGUGCAACUAUGGCCACGGAAAACGACAAGGCGGUCCUCGAGGCCGUUUUCAACCCGCUGUUCUCGGAGUUAGGAUUUUCGACCGAAGCGGAGGAAGACGAAGCGAGCAGCGGAGGUGCCGGUCAAGAUGAUGGGACACCAAACCAGGUGAAAACACUGGAGGUCGAAGGUGUGCAAGCUGCUGAGGAGGGCCACAUUGAUCAUGCCAUCGACAUCUUUGGUGAGGUGAUCCGUCUAGCACCCAACAGGGCCUCCGGCUACAACAACAGGGCGCAGGCACUGCGCAUCAAGGGCGACGUUGACCGUGCUCUAGAAGACCUGAACAAUGCCAUCAACCUUGGCCAGGGGAACAAACAUGCAGCCGCACAGGCCCUAUGUCAACGUGGACUCAUCUACCGGCUGAGGGAGCAGGACCAAGAGGCUCAGGCAGACUUCAAGGAGGCUGCCAAACUGGGAAGCCAGUUCGCCAAGAACCAGCUGGUCCAGAUGAACCCAUAUGCAGCUCUGUGCAACCGCAUGCUAGGCCAGAUGUUUGCAAAGCUCAGGCAGGGAGAGGAUGACACCAGAUAAUGAGCCACCAUGUGGGUGGUCCUUAUACAAUGCGAUCACAGAACUUUUUUUGCUGAGGAGAAUGGCUCCUGUAAGGCUGAGCUUUGUUGACUAAUCAUGUCAGAAUUGUCCCCCUCUAACUGCUUGUAAAGAAAAAGAAAAAAAGAAAGAAGUAUAGGGUUCGCUUUUAGAGACUAGUGUUUGCUCCAUGUCACACUUUGCAAAUGACUACACAUUGAGCUGAAACAUAUCAUUGGAUGAGAUAUGUCACCUCUUACAGUACCUGACAUUGUGCCAUGGCCCUGUUUAUAGCUGUUACCAGGCAAGACUCUGUCAUCACAUGGUAUCCAAACAGCACUUUAGUAUAAUUACUCCAAACGCUUCCACAAAGUUUUUGUGUUCUAGGCUUGCCUGAACAGGACUGCAAUGUAAGCAAGUACUCGCAGACAGAUUUCUGUGGCUAUGAAGAGAAAGCUACGGGGGGAGGAGCUUCUGCACAUGCGUUACCGCGCCGAGUAGUCUGCCAGCGUUUGACAGUGCUUUUGAUUGCUCGGAACAGACGGUGAAUCGACGCAGCUUCCUUGUGCGACGGUUUCACAUUUGCCCAGACGCGGAAGGGAAACCCGCAAAAUAAGUAAAGUUUUACAUUCAGUGGUGUGUUUUGCCUUAUUUGACUGUUGCUAUUAAGGUGUUAAUGUUUUCUCUUCCCCAGUGUAAACUAACGUGAAUGAAAACGCGGGACUCAUUUCAGAAGCACUUUCACUUGUGCAUGCCUUGCCUCCGUAGCUUUCUCUUCAUUGCUGCAGAAAGUUGUCGGUGAGUAUAGGUAUGCAUAUAAUAACUGCAGGUGGAAGAGAUCAGAAAGAGAGGUGUGAAUGAAAAGGCUAUUUUGUGUUAAUAAAGUUGUGUUUUUAUUAACAGUA